AUGAAAUUUCAUUUCAUUUCUAGUUGAAGCAAGAGGCACCCUUCUAGUUCUGUUUUUCAGCUUGGAAGGAAUUAUUCGCUAAAGAAUCACUAAACCAAUGGCUUUUGAAAGUCAAAUCACAUUUUUGAGUCUCACUUUGGUCUCAUUCUUUAUUCGCUUCUGCGAAAGUGGAUGUUCUGAAGGACUAUAUUUUGAUAAACUUCCAUUCAGAAAGUUUGAGUUGGGAAAUGUAAUCCAAACGAUUUUCGUUGAAGAUGAAAUGGACUGCUUUAUUACUUGCUCACGUUUGCCAGAAUGUUUGUCUAUGAACAUCGCUGACCAAAAGAAGCAAGAUGGUUUGUUGGAAUGCAUUCUUCUAAGAGAGUUAGCAAUGCCUUCUWCCGGGCUCUUCAUCCUAUCUCAGAUCUAUCAUUACUACUUUCGACGCUUCGGAGAGGGUAUGUGUGCCACCCCGAGAUGCAAGAAUGGCGGGGUUUGCAUAACGCUGGUUAACGACUAUCGCUGCCACUGCAGACAAACGUUCGCUGGUAAAGAAUGCGAAUUCUACCUAAGUUGCAAUACUGGUUCUGCACUUGGAAUGCAAGACGGUACAAUUACUGACCAACAGCUUUCAGCCUCAUCCACUUACUCAGCCUGGUUACUUCCAGCCUAUGGAAGACUUAACUUUAAGAGAAACCAUAGGUAUAACCAUGGAUCAUGGGCAGCCAAGAUUAAUGAUGUCAAUCAGUGGUUUCAAGUCGAUCUUGGCACCCUUGCUAAGGUGACAGGGGUGGCAACCCAAGGUAACCCAGUGUAUGCAACAUGGGUGAAAAGCUACGGCCUGCAGUAUAGUGUAGAUGACAGUACCUAUGAAGACUACGAGAAAGGGAAGACAUUCUCAGGAAACAGCGACCAGAUCACUGUUGUUAAGAACGAUGUGAAUUCUGCUAUCAUUGCGAGGUACAUCAGGAUACGACCAAAGACAUGGUUCAAACGUAUCAUGUUGAGGGUAGAGUUAUAUGGGUGUAAAUAAGGGUGAUGUAAACCGCCUUCAACCAAAACGUAAAGAAUCAAAAGAAUAUAUAGGACAAUAAUCCCGAGAAGACAUACCGGAGUAAGCUGAGACGCCAGUAAUCUCUCUUGUCUAACCAUAGUUAAUAGAGGGGAAUGGUUAGGAAACCCUUUUGUUAUGAGUCUUUGUUCACUUUUUUCAAGCGCGA
This is a messenger RNA of Actinia tenebrosa (Australian red waratah sea anemone), 1199 nucleotides long. RefSeq names its product EGF-like repeat and discoidin I-like domain-containing protein 3. The record is from RefSeq and is a predicted model, not a curated record. NCBI's taxonomy places the organism in Eukaryota, Metazoa, Cnidaria, Anthozoa, Actiniaria, Actiniidae.